UGUUGUUAGAGAUAUUGGAGGUAUGUCACUUACAUUUUUAUUGUGUGAAUACUUUCUUACUGGAACGUUUCUGUAGCACAACACUGUUACUAGUAUUUCUUAUGCUUAAUAAAUUUAUUAACAUAGUAGCAUUGUUUUGUAUUUGGUUACUUACAUCUGUUUAUUUUCUUUGAACAUGUUUGAGGUGUUUUAUAUAUACUAAUAUUUUAUGAUUUGCAUAGGAAUAAUGCAAACUAGUUGUUGCAAUGUUUCAUUUUUCUGGAUAGGAUGCCCUAGAGUGCUUAGAUCUGAUCAUGGCACUAAGAAUUGUCAUCUAGCUACUGCACAAAUUACUUUUUGCUUCUAUGGUACUGAUGCUUUACCUGCUGACAGAAGCUUUCCUUAUGGAAAUCUACUACAAACACAAGAAUAGAAGGAUUAUGGUCCCAGCUGCGAACGCAAAUGACUGACAAGUGGAUACUAUUGUUUCAGCAACUGUCGGAAGAAGGUUGGAUAUACUCAAAUGUUAACACAAAAAUGACAUGUUUUUGGUUUGUGUUCACUCAAGCUAUGGAGGCAGAGUUAGACUAUUUUACUCAUUGGUGGAAUACGCAUCACAUGCGAAAACACACACAGCUAGCUGUCCUGGUGGAGUACCAGAAGAUAUUUUUGCUCUUCCUCAGCUUACAGGAUCUGAGGAUUACUUGUGUGCUGUUGAUCCUCAACUGUAUGAUGAAACAUAUGAACUACUCGCAUCUAUUCAACUUUCAUUUUACUGCCGGGAAUUUGCGGAAGCUGCACAGUCAUUGCUGAACAUGCUUGACAUAGAUAUCAAUGUUAUUGAUGUCAAUCUAAGCGAUUGUAUUAAAGCAUACAGUGCCUUGUAGCUGCUAUGGAGUUCUGAGGUA
Messenger RNA from Corticium candelabrum, 887 nucleotides. RefSeq lists its product as uncharacterized. The transcript has 4 exons. Bases 442 to 792 code for a protein of 116 amino acids. NCBI's taxonomy places the organism in Eukaryota, Metazoa, Porifera, Homoscleromorpha, Homosclerophorida, Plakinidae. The record is from RefSeq and is a predicted model, not a curated record.